Molecule: messenger RNA, 2658 nt
Organism: Lytechinus variegatus (green sea urchin)
Lineage: Eukaryota; Metazoa; Echinodermata; Echinoidea; Temnopleuroida; Toxopneustidae
Exons: 8
Coding region: 399-2087 (562 amino acids)
Cellular component (GO): plasma membrane
Source: RefSeq, a predicted model, not a curated record
AAAAUAUUGUUUUUGGAAUGUCGGUCUCAGGGGUUGGUCUGUAUUGGCCUAUUGUGUAGAUGCUAUUGUGUAUUCCAUGGCUGAGUGAUGAACAAAAAUCACCGUCCCUCAUUUUCAAAAGAAACUAUUUGAAUGGGACAGCAAGUUUUUAUACACACUCACCCCCUUUAAAAAGGAAGAUAACACCACCAAAAUCACCGACCGUGAUGUAUUUCCGUGUAAGCUAUUUCAGGAUGUCGGGCUAGUAUUCCUGAUGAACUAUUAUGUUAUUUUUGCCAAACACAUUGAAUUGACUUACUACCAUGUUUUGCCAAUUUUGUGGAAAGUGAUGUUUGAUUGACGCCGUGGAUUGAAAAGUUGUCACGAUCAUCAUGACAAUUAAAUGACUGAAAUUUGGCAUGUUUGGUGUAGUCGGAUAUAUCAGAAGCACUGCAAUAGAAAGCUUCUUCCGCCGUGUGCAAUCUCCAAGUCACCCAUAUCACUGGACAUCGUGCGUAUAUCUAAAGAAUAUGGCUACUAUCAAGAUGAUCAUCAUAACUUUACUUCUUGCAUACUGCGGGGACAACAACUUCGUCAGUGGUGUAAUAACAGAUGUACGUCUUGUUGGCGGUCCAUCUCCUGAUAAAGGGACAGUACAGAUAAUGCAAGAUAUUGGCACAUGGAACACAACAUGUGGAAUAAAUUUUGAUAUUAAUGACGUCAUUGUCAUUUGUAAGCAAUUGGGGUACACGGGGGCAAACAGAGCAAUAAUAAGCACGCCAUAUGGACAAGAUUCAACUCCACAAACAGGGCUACGUUGUAAUGGUGAUGAAAAAAAUUUAGCAGGGUGCGAAUUGCUUCCGGCAUCAACUUGUCAAAGCGCUGGAGCAGCUUCAUGUCAUGGCGAAAAUUAUCUUGGAUGUUAUGGUGACAAACCUACUGACCGAGUUUUCCCUGGCGACAGUUUACUUAGUGAUCCAGAUAUGACUAUUUCCUACUGCAUACAGUACUGUAACAGUAUAAUCACAUCUAACUAUGUAUACGCGGGCGUUGAAAAUGGCAAUGAAUGUUUCUGCGGCGAAGAAGGUGAUAACUACACUAAGCAUGAGGUAGCAUCAGACAGGAGCUGUCAAACUGCAUGCCAGGGGAACGAUACCGAGAGCUGUGGCGGUUCAGGAUACAUAGCCGUCUUUAGAAUUCCUAGUCCGACUACAGCUAGCCCAGAUGUAAGUCCUACCAUCUCCAUGGUAACGGGGAGUGGCACCCCAACAACAGCACCUCCAAUUACGACAGCGAUGAGCCAGUCACCGGUAGACCGUCCCAGGAAGGGUGGCGAUGGUGGUGAUAUAGGAUUAUACGCUGGUGUCGCCGGCGGUGUGGUUGUGGUCAUCAUCAUCGUCAUCGUUGUGGUUCUUUGUAUGAGAAAACGAUCCCGGAGGGAACAAAAAAGGGUACCACAGUCACAAGGCAUGACCAUGAUGGAACCUUCAAGCCCGAACAGCACGCAGGAUAACCUCUACCACGACAUGUUCGUAGACAUGACAGAUGAAUCCCUGCAGGCUCCCCCGGAAUCUUCCACGGAUAACGAUGUUACCUAUUACUCUUCCAUGACGGACAGAGAGCAGCCAGGAACCGAGGAUACCUACUAUUCGUCUGUAAAAGAGCACGGAAAUACGGAUGAACCGCACACAGAAGAUGGCGGUUCGCCUGAUAAUGCAGCAGCGCCAAUGCCAUCGAAUGGCGGCAUUCACGAACUGUACGCCACGCCGGACAAGACGACGAAAAGCAAGCAGCAGGAGGAUUUUGGCGCGCUUUACGCGAAGCCUGACAAGACGGGGAAGGGUGGUGACGGACAGGCUCCGGAAGACUUCGCCGCGCUAUACGCAAUGCCCGACAAGAGCCGAGGAACGCCGGAAGGUCGCGAGGAUGUCGAUACAAACCCAGCAGGACUGGAAAAUAGGGAAAAUACCGAGGAGGGACCCUACUCACUGGCUGAUAAUGACGAUACAGGACUUUAUGCCAUGUCAACCGCACCGGGACAUAUAGUCAGCGAAGAUCCGGAUGAAUAUGGCAUUGUCAUGGUUGAUAAUGAGCUAUAUGCUAUGUAGGCUCGUUAUUUUUUGAUAUUCUUGCGAGAACAAAUAUGAACUGAACAUAUAUCCGCCAUGUUGAGCCAAGUCCAUUCCAGCAAUAAUUUUAUUUGGAUCAAUAUGGAAAACAUACUUGUAAUGUCCUCAAUAGGAGAUGGUAUGCACGUUUUUGAAACUUCAUUUUUUUUCUACUGUAACAAAUCAAUGAUGUACAUCACAUGGACAGUGUUUACACAAGAAAGUCCGAAAUGUGACAUAAACAAUUUCCUUUUGCAAUUUGUCAAUGAAAUGAUUUUAAUUAUUUUAUAUUCAUAAGCGCAAACAUGGUGGUGACUCCGACAGGGCGCCCCGCUGUUCGACCGUGUUCUAGGCCUACUGUUUGUCCCACCUUAGAUGGAACACAUUUUAUUACUAUGCUUAAAUCAUCAUGAACACUGUAUCAAUACUCUGAACGUAAUAUAAUAGCUGUAUUUAUCUAACCAUGAACUUUUAUUUUCAAGGAAAUCUACAGGUAUUUUCUUGAAAUGAAACAUUUUACAUUUUUGUCUCACCUGCAUAGCAGAGUGAGACUAUAGGCGCCGCUUUUCCG